This is a messenger RNA of Penicillium angulare, 1860 nucleotides long. Its product is annotated as cytosine permease. Bases 1 to 1860 code for a protein of 619 amino acids. Gene Ontology annotation, molecular function: transmembrane transporter activity. Gene Ontology annotation, cellular component: plasma membrane; fungal-type vacuole membrane. Lineage: Eukaryota; Fungi; Ascomycota; Eurotiomycetes; Eurotiales; Aspergillaceae. The transcript has 6 exons. Gene Ontology annotation, biological process: transmembrane transport. The record is from RefSeq and is a predicted model, not a curated record.
AUGUCCCGAAUAUUGAAUCACGAUGUAGAGAAAAGGGCUGGCGAGCCAGAUUCUGCGCUUUUCGAUGAUACGACUGGCGCCGUACCGGCAACAAGUUUUGAAUAUGGUGACUCAGUCUAUGCAAAAUUGCAACGACUAGUAGGAAAGAUCAAAGUCGAACAGAGAGGAAUUGAGCGGGUCCCGGAGGAUGAAAGAUAUGACAAUUCGUAUUGGAAUAUUGGCUCAAUGUGGCUCGCGGCGAACAUGGUAGUCCCUUCAUUUACAAUUGGAGUCUUGGGCAGGCCACUCUUUGCGCUGGGAUUUGUGGACUCAGUUUUAGCCAUUAUCUUCUUCAAUUUCAUCGCCGUAUUCACGGUUUGUUUCUUCUCCACAUUCGGCGCCGCGUUUGGCCUGCGACAGAUGGUUCUAUCGCGAUUUUGGUUCGGUUGGUGGGGGGUGAAGCUAAUCGCAUUAUUCAAUGUUUUAGCCUGUAUUGGAUGGGCAGCGGCAAAUAUCAUAGUCGGUGCGCAAUUGAUCAAUGCAGUGAACCCAGAUGUCCCUGGUUAUGCUGGAAUCCUGAUUAUCGCAUUCUGCACACUUCUCGUUGUUUUCUUCGGCUACCAAGUCAUCCAUGCCUAUGAAUAUUGGAGUUGGAUCCCGACAUUCAUUGUCUUCCUUGUUGUUCUCGGCGUUCUAGCCCAUUCCGGGGACUUUGUGAAUAUUCCAAUGGGCUCGGGUAAGGCAGAGCUUGGAGCGAUUUUAUCUUAUGGAUCCACCGUCUUUGGCUUCGGCACAGGAUAUACUAGCUUUGCGGCAGACUAUACAGUUUAUCAACCCAGCAACCGUCCUCGCCGAAAAGUGUUCCUUGCCACCUGGUUGGGCAUCUUCCCAACUCUGCUCUUUACAGAGAUUCUUGGUGCAGCGCUUGCAACCACCACCUCAAUUAAUGGAGGCGACAAUGCAUAUCAACGAGGGUACGACGAUUCAGGCGUUGGUGGCCUACUCGGUGCCCUUCUCUUCCCCAGAGUAGGAGGCUUUGGCAAAUUUUGUGUGAUAAUCCUCGCAUUGUCCAUUGUUGCUAAUAAUUGCCCCAACAUUUAUUCCGUCUCCCUAACUCUAAUGGUCAUGGGAAGAUGGACGCGUCACAUUCCACGUUUUGUUUGGGUUAUUGUUGCAACUGCCGUCUACAUCGCCAUUGCGAUCCCAGGAUAUAGCAAUUUCGAGGCAGUCUUGGAAAAUUUUAUGCACUUCAUCGGAUAUUGGUUAGCAAUCUAUGAAGGAAUCGCGUUAACCGAGCAUUUCGUCUUUAAACGUGGAUUUUCUGGAUACCGUCCUGAAGACUAUGAUUCACGUGAAGCUCUUCCUCCGGGGAUUGCAGCCCUUCUCGCAUUCUGCUGUGGUGUUGUGGGAAUGGUGACUGGAAUGAGUCAGUCGUGUACACGUGUUCCUGAAAAAUCUUCGUAUACUUAUCAACUCGGCGACCUCGCUAUACUGCUAUCCAAAGAACCGUCGUUCUUUGCUACGGGCUAUGCACAUAGAAUCUUUGUUGAUGAACGACAAACUUACGCACUAUACGGGAUUAAGGAACGAAAAGAAACCGUUCUCACGAGUUUCGAGUGGAUGAACGACCCUCGAGUAUAUCAUGAGAAAAGCCCCAAGGAUCUUCUAAUUGACCUGCUUUUGGGCCUUCCUUCAAUUUAUGCAGAGAUUGAUCGAAUGAAGGUGGAUCUAGUCGCGAAUAAAGUCCAGUAUCUCCUCAAUAUUGAGAUGAGAUUGUGCAAAGUAGUCAAGGGUUUUUCGACGUGGAGUCUCAAGUUCGGACACAACGCUGAACCUUUCAAAAAGAUUGGAAGUCACCGAGAGCCCCUUCAGUCAAAAUGA